CUUCUUACUCAAAAUUCAAACCAAGAAAUCAAAGAUAUGGCGAGAAUCUCUGAACAUGCUUUUGCUAAUCGCGUCUACGAAGACUUCGAACCGCUUUCGAAUUGGAAAACUGAACAAGGAUUCGAAGCUCUCACUGUUUACCUUCCAGGGUUUAAGAAAGAACAGCUUAAGGUGCAAAUAACCACAACGAGGAAGCUGAGAGUGAUGGGAGAUCGUCCAGCAGGAGCCAACAAAUGGAUCCGUUUUCGCAAGGAGUUUCCUAUUCCGCCAAACGUCGAUGUCGACUCUGUCUCUGCCAAAUUUGAAGGCGCGAAUCUCGUUGUGAGGCUUCCUAGACCUGAGCCAAUAGGCAAAGAAAAUUUACCUAGUGGUACAACCGCGAAACCUCCUCUUGUUCCGGCAGCAAAGCCUCUUAGCCCGGCAGCAAAGGAAAGGGUUCAACCGUCAAAGGAAACAAAAGAGAGCGAAGCAGAACUAAAAAAACAUGCGGAAAAGGUUCAAUCGCCAAAGCGAGGAAGAGAGAAUGAAGAAGCUUUUAAAGUUGCAGCCAAGAAAAAGAGUAAUGAAGGAAUACUUAACCAAGAUUAUAGAAGUAAAGUGAAUGCAUACAAGGAGAAUCUUGGAGGAUAUAUGGCACUGAUGAAGAAUAACAGAACAGCACUUACGGCUGGUUUGGUUAUCCCCGCGGCUGCGGUUCUGUUGCUAUCUCUUGGGUUCUUUGCCGGCCAAAUGUUUACUUCUUCUUAACCUAUUUGCAUAAUUCUCAAAGAAAGAUAAAAUGUAUUAAAAUUUGCAAAUAUCACAAACAAUACUAAUAAAGAAA
Molecule: messenger RNA, 823 nt
Organism: Capsella rubella
Lineage: Eukaryota; Viridiplantae; Streptophyta; Magnoliopsida; Brassicales; Brassicaceae
Product: inactive protein RESTRICTED TEV MOVEMENT 2
Exons: 2
Coding region: 37-747 (236 amino acids)
Source: RefSeq, a predicted model, not a curated record